AUGGACAGAAGAAACUGUAGCCUGCCAGUGGCGAAUAUAUCGUCAAACAAUCCUGUCUUCAAUGACCUUAAACCUCCGAAGUACCCGCCCAUAAGGGCGAUUCGUGCUGGAUCCAUCGGCGCAGCGAAGUCGUCAUACCAAUGGGUUGCUGUCAAAUAUAUGUAUCACCGUAAAUCGUACUGGUUCGUCAUGAUAGUUGCAGCUUGA
This is a messenger RNA of Uncinocarpus reesii 1704, 207 nucleotides long. RefSeq lists its product as uncharacterized. The record is from RefSeq and is a predicted model, not a curated record. Lineage: Eukaryota; Fungi; Ascomycota; Eurotiomycetes; Onygenales; Onygenaceae. The transcript has 3 exons. Bases 1 to 207 code for a protein of 68 amino acids.